AUGCAAGACAUUGCUGGCGAGGGUUGUGGGGAAGUGAAUGAUGGAGUAAUUUUGGUGAUGAUUGGAGGAUUGCCAGCUUGUGGAAAGACGAGUCUGUGUAAGAAAAUUCAAACCUAUUUGGAAGAUAUUCGGAUGGAGUGUAAAUUAUUUUGUUAUGAUGAGGUUUUGAAUGAAGAGUUGGAGGAUGGUGGAUUUACUUCGGAAAAGUGGAAAAAGUCUAGAAAUUUAAUUUAUAAACAAACAAUUAAAACCAUUAAUGAAUUUAAAUGUAUUGUGAAGAGUGGAUGGAAAAUAAUUAUUUUGGAUGAUAAUUUCUAUUAUAAAAGUAUGAGACAUGAAUUUGUGCAAAUUUGUCAAGAAUUUACUAUUGCUCACAUACAAAUAAUUUUGAAAUGCAAUGUGGAAACUUGCAUUGAAAGAGAUGCAAAACGUAGUCAACCAGUUGGAGAAGAUAUUAUUCGAUCUAUGAAUAUAAGGUUUGAAUAUGGAAAAUCUUCAUUCAGUGAUAAUAUCAUUUACAUGGAAUAUGAUACAGAUAAUUUUUCUGAAAUGGAUAGUAUUUCUUCUAAAAUUAUUGAUCUAUUCCCACUAGCCAAACCAUUACAAGAUUUAAACAAAAUGAAACAAGAAAUGAAAGAAGAGAGCCAGAGACAAAACGAACAAUCUUUUAAAAAACAGUUGGAUGAUUCAUUGAGAAAAAAAACAUCACAUUUAAUCCAACAUAAUUUAAUCAAGAAGGAACACGCCAAAAAGCUAUCAGACCUCAAGAAGGAUAUUUUAAAGUCUGUCUCUCAAUGUGAUGACAUAUCAUAUUAUGAACAUUUAUUUGAUGAAAAAGUGAAAGAAUUUCAAUAAUUUACUUUAGUGUGGCUAUUAUGCCUUUAAUAUCCUCUCGCAUCACUUUCUCUUCAUCACUUGGAGGAGGGUAAUCAUUAUCGUUAUACUCACAUCUCAGUAAUAUUCUAUUACAUAGUGAAAGUAUUGACAUGCCAAACACGUAGUAUCCGUGUAACAGUAUUGGAAAGUCAAAGGAAACAUUCUUAACCUCGGAGAAAUCAAUUUCGUUGGUUCCUACAUUAGAUUCAUUUCCUAUUCGGUUAUAUUCUAUUAAGUGAUCAAAUUCAAACAUAGGAUUGAAUUUAGGAGAAUUCCAUACCAGAAUUGGUAUCCCCUUAAUAUACUUGACUGGUUUGGACUGUUGGUAGAUUACAACGAAUCUAGCAGAAAGCAGAUUCCCUUCCUUAGUUUCAAUACUUUGCAGAAAUGUUUUAAUUGCUGGAAAUGGCGCACAGAGUAUUGCCAUGUAAACUAGUAAUUUUAAGCAUUCCCUGUUAAUUGACUUUUCAAAUUUGGAAUCUAAAACUCCUCUAAAUGACCUUAUAUACAUGAUUAAGAAGCUGAUGUCAUUUCUAAAUUGCAAUGAUUUC
Molecule: messenger RNA, 1427 nt
Organism: Naegleria gruberi
Lineage: Eukaryota; Heterolobosea; Eutetramitea; Acrasida; Naegleriidae
Gene: FM175
Exons: 1
Coding region: 1-855 (284 amino acids)
Molecular function (GO): kinase activity; tRNA binding
Source: RefSeq, a predicted model, not a curated record